UCCCGGGCCCCACGCAAUGACGCAACGGCUGAGCCCUCCCCUCUCAUUACGGCCCCGGCUCCUGCCCGGCAAUUUCCACAUUUUCUGACCAAAAGCCCUACGGCCCAAGCUGAUAUUUUCUGCCGCGAGAAAGUGAGAGAAAAUACUCAGAAACGAAUUCAAAGUUUUCCCCUGCCCCACACCUCUUUCGCUCGUCAAUCACACAUUUACACCCACCCUCGGCUGACAAAUCCACAAGCUCUAGCCUCGUCUCCCUCCGAAACCCUAGAGUGCCCUCUGCGGGCGACACCUCCGGCUCCAUGACCUGAGUACUCGCUGGGGUGAGCUAGCUCGCCGGAAGAAGCGCAGCAUGGGCGCUUCGCUCUCAAACCUGACUGAGGGCGCCAACGGCUCGGCCAUGGGUCCGGGCCUGGGCGACAUACCGGAGAGCUGCGUGGCCUGCGUCUUCCUCUAUCUAACCCCGCCGGAGAUUUGCAACCUCGCCCGCCUCAACAGAGCCUUUCGCGGCGCCGCCUCGUCUGACGCCGUUUGGGAGUCCAAAUUGCCCCCAAAUUAUCAUGAUCUGCUUGACCUUUUGCCUCCGGAGAGGUACCAAAACCUAACUAAGAAGGAUAUCUUUGCUCUCCUAUCCCGCCCGGUGCCGUUUGAUGACGGCAACAAGGAAAUAUGGCUGGAUAGGGUUACAGGAAGACUUUGUAUGUCCAUAUCGGCCAAGGCUAUGGCUAUAACAGGGAUAGAAGACAGGAGAUACUGGAAUUGGAUUCCCACUGAAGAAUCUAGGUUUAACGUAGUGGCCUAUUUGCAGCAAAUAUGGUGGUUUGAAGUAGACGGGAUGGUAAAGUGCCCUUUUCCUGCUGAUAUCUAUACUCUUUCAUUUAGGCUCCAUCUUGGAAGGUUUUCAAAGAGGCUGGGACGGCGUGUGUGCAACUUUGAGCAUACCCAUGGUUUGGACGUAAAGCCAGUGCGAUUUGAGUUGUCAACUUCAGAUGGUCAGCAAGCAUCAUAUGAGUAUUGUUUGGAUGCAACUGAACAAGAUGAUGCAAAUGGCAACCAUAAGCGAGGGUGCUGGGUAGAGUACAAGGUAGGUGAUUUCGUAGUGAGUGAACCUGCAACAGAAGUCAGAUUCUCCAUGAAGCAGAUUGACUGCACACACUCUAAAGGUGGUCUUUGUGUGGAUUCUGUAUUUAUUGUUCCCAGUGAUUUGAAGGGGUGAAAAAGAUCAGGGCUUUCCAAGUAGCAAUAGAUUAAAGUGGCGUGUAUGUGCAAGUGAUUUGGGCAGGGUUCUAAUUGGGUUUAUCAUAUGGUCUAAGCUUCAUUUCAUGUUAAAUAGAGGAUGUCAUGUUAAUUUUUCUUUUCUUCUGUAGGCGCGUCCUCUACCGUCAUGUAAGUUAAGUUAUAUCCCUACGCAUGUGUUCCAGUUUUGUUCCAUUUUGUACCUCUUGCGGAUCAGUUUAAUACAAGUCUGUUGGCUUAAUAUA
Messenger RNA from Malania oleifera, 1478 nucleotides. RefSeq names its product F-box protein PP2-A15. Lineage: Eukaryota; Viridiplantae; Streptophyta; Magnoliopsida; Santalales; Ximeniaceae. The transcript has 3 exons. The coding region runs from base 350 to 1213 and encodes 287 amino acids. Gene Ontology annotation, molecular function: protein binding. The record is from RefSeq and is a predicted model, not a curated record.